GGCGGCGGAAGCAGCAGCCGGCUGCAGCCGCCCAAUGGGCUAGUGCUGCGCGGCGGCGGGGCCCGUCACUUCCUGGCCCUGCAGCCGGCGGCAGCGAGGCGAGAGCCGGGGCCGGGGGCGGCGGGUCCCGCAGCCUGCCUGGCGCCCGCCACCAACAUGCCCUUUGACUUCAGGAGGUUUGACAUCUACAGGAAGGUGCCAAAAGACCUUACACAGCCAACCUACACAGGGGCUAUUAUUUCUGUCUGCUGCUGUCUCUUCAUACUGUUUCUCUUCCUGUCUGAGCUCACCGGAUUCAUAGCCACAGAAAUAGUUAAUGAGCUCUACGUGGAUGACCCAGACAAAGACAGUGGAGGUAAAAUAGAAGUGAAUCUGAACAUCAGUUUGCCAAACCUGCAUUGUGAAUUAGUUGGACUAGACAUCCAAGAUGAAAUGGGAAGGCAUGAAGUGGGUCAUAUUGACAACUCGAUGAAGAUACCUCUUAAUAAUGGGGAUGGCUGCAGGUUUGAGGGCCAUUUCAGCAUCAACAAGGUCCCUGGUAACUUUCACGUGUCAACACACAGUGCCACUGCGCAGCCUCAGAAUCCUGACAUGACUCAUGUCAUCCACAAGCUCUCAUUUGGGGACAAGCUGCAGGUCCAUAAUGUUCAUGGAGCAUUCAAUGCCUUGGAGGGAGCAGACAAACUCAGCUCAAAUCCUCUUGCAUCUCAUGAUUACAUAUUGAAGAUAGUCCCGACGGUGUACGAAGACAUGAGCGGCAAGCAGCGAUAUUCAUACCAAUAUACUGUAGCAAAUAAGGAGUACGUAGCCUACAGUCACACUGGCCGCAUUAUCCCAGCUAUCUGGUUUCGUUACGAUUUGAGUCCCAUCACAGUGAAAUACACAGAGAGGCGACAGCCUUUGUACAGGUUUAUCACAUCGAUAUGUGCCAUCAUUGGAGGAACGUUUACUGUAGCUGGGAUCCUUGACUCCUGCAUUUUCACAGCAUCAGAGGCCUGGAAGAAGAUCCAGCUGGGGAAAAUGCAGUAGCAGUGAAACUCUACCCUAGUCUCCAAGGGCAGGAGCAAAGAUUGAGAAAUCUACCACUACCUGUUUUUGUCUUUAUUUUCUAUUUGAUUGAAUCAGUAAGUUUUUCUCUAAUCAGGCUGUUCAGUGAAGACGCCUUCAACAAAUCAAAGAAAUCUCCAUGCAUAUGAGAGCUCCAAGAGUGAAAUAUCAAUGGAAUCAGGGCAUGGAUAUCGAUUAUCUCCCUCCAGAAAGGGAGGUUGAAAUCACAUAUAUGAAAUACACCAUCAGAUCUAAGUAAGGAUGACAGUCUGUUCUCUGGGAGGUUCCUAUGGCAGUGUACAAACUAGGUAGUAGAUUGCAAAGAGUUGAGCUGUCUUGUGGCACUUCUUGGAAUUCUGUUGGAUUUGCAUGAUUAGACAAUCGACUUUUGUAUGACACAAAAUUAUACAUUAGGAAGAAAUUCCACCCAUGGUGCCAAAAAGGUGAUGUAUCUGUCGGAGAGGAAUGGAAAGUGUUAGUCCCUGUAGCAAACUUCAGAGACAAAGGGCAGAAAUAACAUCAAGAAAUGUUUUGUGCUUUUACUGAAAAUUCUUUUAUUCAGAUAUGACCUUUCUAAUGAAGUGAGCAAACAAGAAGAGGAAGCCUUCCCCCAGCUACGUUUUCCUGGGUAAUCUGUGAUCCAGGCAGUGGAGGGCCUUUCUUUUACUCUGGAUGUAAAAGUGGUUUCAUUUCUUCCCAGAAACUGAAUAUCCAGUUUUGUGUUUACAGGUGGCAUGAAGUAAAAACCAAACUGAGCAACACAGUUUUAUGUGGCCUUUGCUUUGAAAGGGAAUAGUUGUCUUUACAGCAUUAGCUUUUAUUCUUUCUUAUGUUUUUUUUAAAUACAGACCACCCAACAGUCUGGAUUCUGCACUUCUGCUUUAUUAUUAUUAUUGUUGUUGUUGUUGGUAUUUUGAAAAGGGGUUGUAUAUUCUAUAUGUUCAGAAAAAUGGUGCAGUCUUCUGGGUGGAUGAUGAGCACAGCUUACUGUCUUACUUUGUGUGUGUAUAUUGAAUACACCUGUCAAACACAGGAAGUCUGUCUUUCCAGGGUUUAAGGUGCCUCCCUUUUCCUGUAAAAUUCAGUCAGGCAUCUUUUCUGAGCCCUAGACUGACACUGUUCACCCACAGGUACGCCACUAGCAGGGCAGGACUUCCCACAAGCUGGGCCCUGCUAGUAGUUGUUUUGUUCUAUUCCUUAAAAUGGUACCUGAGCUUCCAUGCCUGUUCAUUCAAGCCUUGUCCUCUGGGGCCUCCAACAGACAGAGGCGUGAGGGGAAAAACUACUGCCAGGUGUGGCUUGCAUGUUAUGGUAGACAUGAGUUCACUAAAAUUAGACCAAUACCCACCAGCGCAUUUUCCAUAGCCUCCUAAAUGUUCUUUGAGUAUUAACAGUCUCUGCAUGCUUUGUAAAUGUCUGAGCUGAGGAUACACACAUUUUAAGCGUUCCAGGAUGGAUGAAAAUCAUAAAAUAAAAAUCUUUAACUCAGUCAGUGCUCUAAGACGGGUGCAGGAUUUCUCUUGGAUAAUAUCUACUGCCCACUGCCCUUUCCUGGAGGCAAAAGUAUCCAAACAUUAUGCUGUAAUAAUAUGAAUCUUUGAAUAUUCAGUGUUAAUCCUAGAGUCAGAUGCAUUUCAAAAGUAUUUCUAAUACAUGUUUGUUGAAAUUGUCUGAUUGCUUUGGAAGUAGGGAAGGUAGCCAGUUUUAUCCACACACCAAAAAGAAGAAGCCAACCACCUUCCCCCUGCCGUCCUCUGCCCUGUAGUGACUUUGGACAAAUUACAGCAUUGGUAUUUUUUUCCUGUUCUUAUUAUGGACUGAUUGCUAUUACGUUAGGUGUAAACUGGAUUGUGUAACUUCCUGUAUCUGUUAAUGUAUGGAUAGAUUUUAUACAUUUUUUUCCAUUUACAAAAAUCAACUUGAAAAUGAGAUGCUUGUCUUCAUUUCGGUGCGUGCGUCCGUGUGCCCAUGAGCGGUACCCACUGGAUGGCGGCGGCUGCCCGGUGGGACUGGGAUUUUCCACUGCAAUUGCUUCUCUUGCUGGCUGAAGGAUUCCUCUAAUCCACUGUGACUAACUGAAGCUUACAACAAAACUGUCCUAGUUUUUCCUCCUGAAUUUGUUGAGUCUUUGCUCACAGCUUAUGAACCCAGUGGAUUAUAAAGUUGUUAUUUUUAAUAUCUUAGCAGUGCGUCUUUCUCUUCAGCUGUGCAAGAGAUCUUUGUAGUGCAGUGGAUUGUACUGUUAGUUUUCUGAAAUUUCUUCCCUGGUACAGUUUCUUCAACACAAGCAAGCAAAGCUGGUUGCAGAUUCCUUGUGUUCCCUGGCAUGUUCUUUCUGCCCUUCUCCCCAUCCUCUGUUUGAAUUAAUGCUGCCUUAUGUGCAGUCCAGGCCAGUUCUCUAAACCAGACCAGUGAAACUGUUUGGCUUUUUUGGGAAAUAACAGAUGCAUACUUCAGUGCGCCUGCUUCCUCUGCCAAAAUGUCCACUGCAAUAACCUAAUAAAUCACAUUUUUUUGCUAGAUGUGGAAACCAAGUUGUACUCAAGUUCUGGCAAAACUCUACUGAAGAAACAGUCCACACCUUAGUUCUCUAAACCAGAUCUAAGCCUUUGAGUACUGCCAGGCCAAGGCUACCUUCUGGGUCUGCUGUAAGUUGUGGCGAGCUUGUCCUCGAGACGUGGCAGGCUUGGGUCGUGUAACGAUGCUGCAUCAUGUGUUUACAGAAGAAUCUGCUCUUCAUCUGUCCAAAUGUGAACGCGAGGUAGUUACUGUUAUAGCAGUCCUGCCCCGUGCAUACAUGUCUCGUUAGAUUUCACUUUUAUUUUCAAACACUUUUUAGAAACAAAAUUACUUGAGUUAUGCUUUUAAACAUCAAUGCAAACAAAAAUAAUUUCAAGCCAUAGUGGAGGGAAAACCAUCGAUCGUAGCUGUUCAUUCAUAUUCCUGACUUUGCUCUUUCAAGUCAGUAUUUUGACAGAAGUAUUUGUGGUUUUCCAAGAAAGACAUCCCUGCAGGAAGUAAAAUAUUUAGAACUUGUAUAUAUUCCAGUUUAAGUAAGUCCCUCUAAAGCUACUCUCCAUCAUGCGGUGACAACUUGUGGCAUAGGAUGCUUUGCAAUGGUGGGGUUAAAAUUUUUAUCUCUAGGGAAAGCUGUGCUUAGGUACGUUCUAGGCAGUAUAUGGACUGCUGAAGAUUAUGCCUUUAGGAAAAAAAAUGGAAAUGGGGUAGAGAAAAACGGAAGACAAGCAUUUGUGAAUGUUUGAUCUGAUUUAUCAAAUACUUGCAUUCAACUACUGCUCUGUAAAAAGUGAAAUCUGCAGUGUAGAUGGCAAUGUGUGUAGUUAAUUUCUGAAUCUUUCUCAUUUAAAGUUGUUUUUUAUUUGUGUGAUACACAGACUGUUCAGGGUGAAAAUGACUGUGAUGAGUAUCUGCUUUAGAGUAGUCGUUUGAAGUUCCAGAUUAAAUGUCACUGAGGUAUUUCUCAAUAGUCCUUGGAAAGGGAGAGAGGGGCAGGGGUGGGAGGACGUAGCCCUGUAGUAUGUUGUGGCGAUGUUUAAAGCACAAGUCUUUUUGCAUUUUUACAGUGGAGAUUAUUAAGGAGUUCUGGCAUUUCUCUUUUAAUUUGCACCCUUAUGUUAAUAAAAUAUUAGUCUUUUUAGUUCUAUAAUUAAAA
Phalacrocorax carbo (great cormorant) is the source of this 4720-nucleotide messenger RNA. The record is from RefSeq and is a predicted model, not a curated record. NCBI's taxonomy places the organism in Eukaryota, Metazoa, Chordata, Aves, Suliformes, Phalacrocoracidae.